AUGUCAAAGCCAGCGCGGACCAGAAAGGUUGAGUCGUGGGAGAAGCCCGUCUUCCGCGAUUGCAAGAUUGCCAUAGCGGGCCAGCUAGACGAGAACUGGACAGAGCAGCAGAUCGAGCGUUGGAUCAAGUACCGACAUGGCGAGCUGGUUGACAAGGUGGACGAGACGGUGACACAUCUGGUGUGCUCCAAGGAGGAGUUUGACAAGGGAGGAACGGGCAUCUAUGGUCGAGUCGCGGACGCUUAUCGAAUCAUGAAGGCCAAGAACAAGGGCAAGAGAGGCAACAAGAAUCUACACAAGAUCUUCAUCGUCAAGUCAGACUGGCUUGAAUUCAGCUGCAUCAAGGCAAAGAAGCUGAAGGAACUCGACUAUGAGUGGAGUCGACCCGAGAAGAAAGAGAGCGAAAAGGCGGUACAGGAAAAGAAGCUCGCCAAGGGCAAACAGUUGGAAGAGAAUGGCUUUAUCAACACCGCACUAAACCAUGUCUACACGGACAACACCAACUUCAAGUACGAGAUUACUCUUGGGGGCAAGGACUCGAGCUGCUAUACACUUUAUUUGUUCGAGUCAAAUGCCACACCUCACCUGUACCACUUUGUGGCAAAGUUCACCAAGAAGAAGCGGGCGCCGCCAAAAUACCACAAACCCUCUGUCACCCAGGGCCUGUUCGCCCGCGAGUUCGAUCUGUUCAAGGCCUUCUUCCUCUCCAAGACGGGCGUCGAGUGGGAGGACCGCCUGCGUGACUAUCUCGUCCCGAAAGACGCCAAGUUUACUUAUGCGGCCCCGGCUGGAGAUGCACCCAAGGGUUCCAAGGAGGAGUAUCCGCAGUGA
Molecule: messenger RNA, 831 nt
Organism: Pyricularia grisea
Lineage: Eukaryota; Fungi; Ascomycota; Sordariomycetes; Magnaporthales; Pyriculariaceae
Exons: 5
Coding region: 1-831 (276 amino acids)
Source: RefSeq, a predicted model, not a curated record